AUGGUGCAAAUUGUUAUUUCCACUGCUGGGGUUAGAGGCCUUGCAGUGUGGGUGCUGAUGGAGCUACGGGGGGAGAUCGAGGCUUGCUACAGCACUGGAUUAGCAGGAAACCUCCUGGGAGACCUACAUUACAGCCCUGUGCUGUUUGUGGGGCAUCAUAUCCUGUAUGGAAAAAUCAUCCAUCUGGAGAAACCUGUUGUUGUCCUUGUCAAACACACUCCUGGGCAGCAGGACUACGAUGGGCUUAGCUGCAAGACUGGUACCUGGUACCUGGUGAUAGCACUCAUCAAAAACAAGAUCCUUUUCAAAACUAACCCCAAGCGCAUUAUCACCAACAUCCCUAAGAAAGUAUGA
Leptonychotes weddellii (Weddell seal) is the source of this 354-nucleotide messenger RNA. Lineage: Eukaryota; Metazoa; Chordata; Mammalia; Carnivora; Phocidae. The record is from RefSeq and is a predicted model, not a curated record.